ACCCGGGUGUCGGUGUGCUGUCUUCUCGUGGAAAGUCGGGGCGGCCAGGGGCUUCCCAGGCGUUUAUCUCGAAACUCUCCUCUCUGGCUCCGGACUGAAAUUCACUGAGCCGCCCACACUUCCUGCUGCGGUUUCAAUCUCAAGCUGCUCUGGGCCCAUUUGUUGUGACAGCUGUCAGCAGCAGCUUCUCGGCCGCGGGCCCCUCCCUGCCCCGUGCCAGCCCAACGCUUCUCAGAACCCGAGGCGCCCGGGCCGCGCACCGCGCUUCCCACUGCUGCCGCGAUUCCUGAAAGUGACUGCGCGGGUUUUGAAGAACUUGCUCAAUGCGCUUUGAAGAAUCAACGGUUCCUCUUUCUGCCGAGGGGCAUGCUGAUGGUUUGACGGUCACAGGCUUCAGGUCCCCUCUCCUUCUCUCUUCUCUUCCUUUUUCUUAUUGUUUCCCUGGCAGGAAAGACGGCUUCUUUUUAGUUGCCCAAUCUUCUGACUUUUCCUCUCUUCCCCUGAAUCCUUCCAGAGGGACAGGGUGGUGGCCCUGGACUAGGGGUAAUUAGUGGAGAGAGGGCAGAAAGGUAGCCUGCCAGAGUGCAACGAAUAAGUUUGGCUUUGCUCUCAAGCUCGAACUAGGGGCACAACCACGCCACCUCAUCCACAACCCUCCACACUGCCCAGGCUCCAUGCCCUGGCUGGGGUCACACUCUACACCCUGGCCCACAGGCACAGUGGGGUUGCCAACCCUGGGCCCAGAAGGCCUCAGAUUCAUCCCAAAUUGUGCUGGUAUGGCCUCAAUCCCCUUGUUCGUAGAGUCUUCUGCUUCAGAGGAGGGGUCACGGCAGCCAAAGGAGGUGACAGGUGCUCCUUGCCCUGCCCCGUGGACACUGUUGGGAGGUACAUCUAAGGGACUCAGGGCCUAAACAGGAUGCCAGGGCAAGGGGAGGGCUGGAGAUGUUAGCUAGAGGGUCCACAGCAUUUACAGCAUCCAAACUGACUGCUUGGCCUAGAACCUGAAGUGACGGAGGCAGAAUGGGUCUUAGCUCCCUCCCCGUCACUAUCUUUUAUUACAGUCAGAGAAACUGAGGCACAGAAGCAGGCUUAGGUCUGAUAGUGAGUGAGACUUCCUUGACUCCCAGGACUCCUUGCCCCUCACCCCUUUCCGAGUGGCCUUCUGUUGCCCUUGGUAGGAAGCUGGUCCGCAACGGUCUGCAUUCCCUCGUGGAGCAGGGUAGCAGGCACUGGGGCUGGGGUGCGGAGAGUAGGAGGGGAAAGGCGGCGAGGUAGGGAAGUACCCUGUGUAGGGGUUCUCCCUCUACUGUUGACUCACCCCUCUGAGCCUUGUUUCUGCACAGGUGGGGUGGGAAAACCGGAAAUGAUCCAUAUAUAGGACUCUGUUUUCACCAACUGCAGGGGCAGAGGGGCGGGGCGGUGGCGACUCAGUCCUUCCAGGAGUAGAAUUGCUUAGGCUAGAAUUGGGUAGCGCUGGGAGUCUGGAAUCUCAUACUUGGUGCCCGUUCGCCUCUCUCUGCCUUCAUGUACCCCUUGGGACUCUCAUCUUGUCUCUAGCCACUGACAGAACUUAUUUCUCCCUGCCUUGGCAGAGGUGCCGAGGGGAGGCUGUGGCUGGUUCUGGCUCCUCAGACUCUUGUCCAGCUGUCCUCAAGGCUGGCUCUUGAUAAGACCCCCUCCCCUCCCCAAACGGCCCACUGGAGCAAGCCCAAGGAGGAGAAUGCCAGGCAGCCGGCUGCUGGGCCACAGAGUGGACUGACCGCUUCAAAGGCUGUCUUUGUUUCCUCUCCAGCUCGAGCUAAGGGAAACUUAAGCCAACAACCUCAGGCAAGGGGGUGGGGCCUGUGUCUGCUGGUUGUUACUGAGGUUGCUAUUGCCAUUAUUGCUGUGACUGACGUCGUGUUCCCAGUCAGUGAGUUUUCAUGAAAGGAAGUGUCACUUCCUUCCCAUCACAGGGACGGUGACUGGGGUAGGCAAAUGAAAGCGAGGAGGAAAGUGGUACCCACGCCUAGCAAGCUUCUCAGCUCCGGGGAGGUGUGUGGGCCUUGAGCGCUCUCUGAGCACCCGAGUUCUCAGAGCAAGUAGACUCAUCCCAUAGACUUAGGUCAGUUUUUCGGGAGCACCCUAGGGAGAAUCAGACGCCACGGGGACAGGCAGGUGUCACCAAGGAUGUGUGCACACUUGCAACUGUGAUUUGUAGGGGAAGCCUGCAUACAUGCUUUCUUCGGUUUAGACUAUUGGUCAUUGAGCCUAGCACCCCUAUUAUAGAGACGAGGGAACAGAGUUACAGAAAGACAAAAGACGUGCCCAGCGUGGCAUGAUGCCGCAUGUCUAUAGUCCCAACACUGGGAAAGCUAAUCCAGAAAACUGUAGGUUCGAGACCAGUCUGGGUUACGUAGAGAGACCUUGUCCAAAACAAACAAAUAAACAAGUCAAGAGGCAUCCCUGGGGCACUAGAGUUCCCCCUCCUCCAUCCUGUACAGUUUCAGCUGAUCUCAGCUCACUGGCUGGCAGGGCAAGGGGCAGGCUUACAGGGAGGGGCCUCUCCUUAUCUCUUAACCUAUCCCGUUGCCUCCUCACUGAUUCCUCUACAGGGUGCCCCCUGCCACUUCCAUCUUCCCCUCUUUUACACAGAGCCUUUGUCUCCUGAGACAGCAGUUCCCACUUCUUCAGGGACCCUCGGUUGUGUCCAGUGGUUUUCCUUCCUUAAAGGUUAUAAAGUGUUACCCUGGAUUGCAAUGAUGGGGCCUGCGAGACUCCGAGGCCAGGCACAUUGAUUCAUAUGGAACUUCUGCUGCUUCCUAUUCUGGGCGCAGUUAGCUCAGUUGUCCAUACUGUCCUGUACUUAUUAGUGAAGUGGGGCUGCAGAGAGCCACUCAAGCAAUGUGGGUAAGUUUUUACCCUCUGAGCUUAGAUGAGAAAGGUGAAGGUCUCUCUGCCUAUGUACAAAGCUCUAGCUUUUAGGGUUCAGGGCCUUGGAGCAAUCCGACUCCUGUGGUUUGGAAUCUCGGCUUUGACACUGGAAAGGUGUGUGACCCUGAGGCAAGUUAUCCAACCUCGCUGAGCCUCAGGCGUGACGUCCAUUCAAAGGAGGAAGAUUCAGUCAGGCUUGUAGUAGAUGCCCAGCCCCAGACAGACCAGAAGAGAUCAGCUUUGGUGGAGCCGCUGCUGCUAGCGCAGCAAGGGAAAUGGGGAGUGGCUUGGACACACCGACUUUGGCAAGCUUGCUCUGAUUGGAAAGAGAGGCUGAAGCUGGGCUGGGAGCUUAGCGUCUAGGGGCCGAGCUGCCUCAGACAUCUUUGGAAUUGACCAGAAGUCAGUCCAAACCCAGGAAGGACUGGGGCAGCCUUCCUGUUGCACCCUUCGCCACCUGCCUGGUGCCUAGGACGGGACACUGUCACUCUGAUGGCUUAGCCUCAAGCCACACCUCCUGCCAAGGGGACGAGGGAGCAGUCAGAAGAGGGUGACCCCCUAGAGCUCCCUGUGUCUCCCAAGCCUGAUGAGGAGCAGAGCAGCAGCCAGAGCCCCAUCCAGCUGGAGGACUCUCCUGAGGCCGGCGAGGAGCGGGAGGAAGAACAGGCCUUCCUGGUCAGCCUCUACAAGUUCAUGAAGGAGCGACACACGCCCAUCGAGAGGGUCCCCCAUCUUGGAUUCAAGCAGAUUAACCUGUGGAAGAUCUACAAGGCUGUGGAGAAACUGGGGGCCUAUGAGCUGGUGACGGGCCGCCGACUCUGGAAGAACGUGUAUGAUGAGCUGGGGGGCAGUCCAGGAAGCACCAGCGCGGCCACAUGCACGCGCCGCCACUACGAGAGGCUGGUCCUCCCAUAUGUGCGGCACCUGAAGGGGGAAGAUGACAAACCACUGCCCCCAACCAAGCCCAGGAAGCAGUACAAGAUGGCCAAGGAGCUGAGGGGGGACGAUGGGACCACGGAGAAGCCAAAGAAGGCCAAGGACUCAGAGAGGCAGGUGGACCAGACCACACCGGGAAAGACCAAAUCAGAUGCCACUGGUCUGACGCAGCCUCCUAGCCAGGGACCCUCAAGGGAUAGCACAGAACAGCUAGGCCCAACAGCUGGGCCCUCUUUGCCAUUCAUGGGUGCUAGCGGCUGUCCGGAGGCCUACAAGCGGCUCUUGUCCACCUUUUACAACAAAGGGGCACAUGGUAUCAUGUCACCACUGGCCAAAAAGAAACUCCUGGCCCAGGUCAGCAAGGCAGAAGCCUUGCAGUGCCAAGAAGAGGGCUGUCGUCAUGGAGCAAGGAGCCCCAGCAAAGACCUUCAACAAAGUCCCCAGAACCUAAGAGGGCCAGCUGAGAACUCUGAACACCAGCAAAACCCUCAGGAAGGAUUGCUGCCCCCCAGUGGCAGCACCAAGGUGGAGGAGGUGCAGGAGGGGCCCCGCCCCACAGGCCCUACUUUCUCAGGCUGUUUUCAUGCCUACCCAACUGAAGUGCUGAAGCCUGUCAGCCAGCACCCUAGGGACUUCUUCUCUGGCCUUAAAGACAGGGUGCUGUUGGAACGGCCUGGUAAAGAGGAAGGGCUGUCAAUCAAAGAGCCCCAGCUGGUGUGGGGUGGGGAUGCCAACCGCCCCUCUGCAUUCCAUAAAGGCAGCUCCAGAAAAAGAACCUUCUACCCCAAGCCCAAAGCCUGCUGGGUGUCCCCCAUGGCCAAGGUUCCAGCGGAGAGCCCUGGAGUCCCACCCCUCCUCCCCAGGAGCCCAGGCCUUGGCAACAAGCGCAACUUGGAAGAAGAGGGCUUUGCUCAUGGUGGCAAGAAACUGAGGGCAGUGUCUCCCUUUCUGAAGGAGGUGGAUGCCAAGGAGUGUGGGGGCAAGCCUGCAGCACCUGGCGUGGCUGUAUCCUGUCUGCUGGGCCCAGCCCUGGGGCCCACUCCUCCAGAGGCCUACAGGGGCACCAUGCUGCAGUAUCCUCUGAACUUUGCCAGUAGCCCAGACCCUCUGAAGGGCCAGGCCACACUCCCCUUCAGUCCCCUGGUCAUCCCAACUUUCCCAGCCCAUCUCCUGGCUACGACAGGCCCCUCACCCAUGGCUACCAGCCUGAUGCAUUUCCCCCCCACGUCCUAUGAUACCGUCCUCCGCCACAGACUGGGCCCGGCUUCAUCUGCCUGGCACAUGCCACCUGUCACAACCUAUGCGGCGCCUCACUUCUUCCACCUCAACACCAAGCUGUAGGUUGGAGCCUGUUGUGCCGCGCUGUGAGGACCCGAUGGGUCCUCAGGAGGGCAAGUGCUGCCGGGAACCUCAGGCCAGAGCCCACUGCCUGGAAGUCGAUGUCCCCCGCCCACUGGCACAGAUGGGGGUGGGUGUCAGUAGGCUUGUCUCAACAAAUCAGCCUGAGCCCAAAGCCCUGGGACCAAGUUGUGGUAAAAAAAUCACAAAAGUACCUGAGCUAGAAGUAUUCUCUGCACAGAGGCCAAGAGGACUGAAAGGCUAAGGAGCUAGAUAGCAGCUCAAGGCAUCUAGGUUGGCCAUGAAAAGUCGAAUAAAAAGACUGGUGUGAUCGCACCCAGCCCUGAGGUGUACAGCGUUGGACUUUUGCAAGGGUAGGUGAGGCAGGAGCAAGCUUGUGGAUGCGGUCACCUGUGUGGGAGCAAAGAUGAAACAAUGCCAUUUUGGUCUGGAUGUUACCACCCCACUGGAGGGCAGGCUGAGCCAACUCAGCCUCUUCUGCCCAGAUGAACAGAGAAGCUUGCUUUUGCUCCUGCUUCAGGGCACCUACCUGGCUGUCGAGGUUGUCAUGGUUCAACGCCUAGAGCUCACUGGUGACUUGGGAGACACCAGGGAGGGGCUGUGAGAUUCCAGCCCUCCAGGCUGAGCCACAGACCCACCCCCAAGACGCCUAUGCCCUGCACCUUUGAGCCAGCGCUAGGAAGGGAGCUGCUUGCUUUAAGAGGUUCGUGCUGUGUGGUUCAGGUUAGGCUCGGACUGUGUGGUUCAGGUUAGGCCUACAGAAUUCCUACUGUGGCCUUCUCAGCAGUUGGGAUACAGUUGUGAAAGGAGGGAGUCUUCUGAGGGUACUAACACAAAACCCAAGUCAUCUGUCCCGGUAGUGGGUAGACUCGUGAACCCUGCUGCCUCAUGCUCCCAGUGACCUGCCGCCAACACACCCACUUUCCUGCUCUCCAUACUGGAUUUGGGGCGAGGGGCCCCAUCUCUGCCUGGGAAUCCGUUGCCAAGCCACAGUAAGUUGCAGCUGUGUUUGCUCCAGGGGCCCACAGAGAAACCCUAUGGUUUAGUACCCUCCUCCCUUAGAGAUGGCUUGAUCUGCCAGUCCCAAGGAGACUGUCAGUACAGCUUCAUAACUGUUCCCGGGAAGGUAGUGCCACCAAGGCCCAGAGAUGCCAGGGUGCCAGUGAACCGGGUCAGCAGAUGGUUACUGACCUGCAUCAUAGGAACACAUCCUUUUCCCAACCUCAGGCCAUGGGUAGGAGGGCAAGAUUUUAUGGCCUCCUUAGUUCACAGGUGGUAUGGCUAAGCCAGGGACAGGAAGUGUCAUUGAGGACCCCUGGUUUGGAGAAAUGGUGGUCAGGGAAGGUAGCUGCCUAUGAGGGGAGCUGUAGCAUAGGCGUCUUCCAGGACCGGGAGGGAGGCCAGAGGGAGGAGGGGUGUCCAGUGAUGCGCUCAAGCAUCUUCCAGCUCUCCCACCUUCCUUCUGGAGACACUGAGAUGCCAGCCUGUGUAUGCAGAUGACUAGCCCUGAGCGCACAGCUGCCCCACUGCGCCCAUGUGCUGCGGACUGCAGUGGUGGCGCCCUCUGCAGGCACAUCUGGAGAAUGCACAUCUGGUGAGGUGAUGGAUUCCUGGGCUGGACUCUGCCACCUCUGCCUAAGCAAAGACACUAGAAAUGAACGCAAGCUGGGCUUCUUGGAAAACGUUGGAACUCUGCACUGAACACCUGCGUAUUUGCCUCCUUCCCACUGUGAAUGAGAGAACUGAGCCCAGAGGUGACUCCAAACACCGUGGUAGCUGAUGGGGGCGCACGCCGCACACAUCUCCCCAUGUUCAUACUCGUCUCCCUGCCCCCCACCCCGACAGGCUGCCUCAGAGGACCCACAGGCCAGCAGGAGUCCCAGUGUCUUGUGUUCAGUGUGUAAUUUGUGUUCGGGUCUACUUUCAAACCUUUCAUGGCAUUUGAGCGGCUAACGGCGGGGAGGAGGCAGAGACCACCCUGGCAUUGGUGCUGAUCCCGCUCCUACCUGUCCGUGGUCCCAGCUCCUUUCCCUGGUAUCAGCUUAAGUGUGAUGAGUUAGGCAUUUGGCAGGCAAUACCUUUGUUUGCUUUGGGGGUUGACGUUUGCUGCCCCUUUAACUGUCUUGGGUGUUCACCUUGGUGGCGUUAAAUGUGCAUCACCUGCACUGGCCUGGUGUCACCACCAUAGUUUUAAACAGUGGCCGAGAGUGUUCUCUAGAAGACUUUUAGAAUGGCUAGAGGGGGUGACGGAGAAGCAGAGCAGCAAGUCCCCAAGGGAGUGGCCAGAGCGUGGGGUCUAGGAGCCAAGGGGCCUGUGGGGUUGGGACAGAGGGACCCAGAGAUGACUCAGGCUGGGUUUGGUGCCUUCUAGGCCGGGGGCGGUUGGGCUUUUACACGAAAUAAAAGAAAGAUGGAAGAAGAGCG
This is a messenger RNA of Myodes glareolus (Bank vole), 7632 nucleotides long. RefSeq names its product AT-rich interaction domain 5A (gene Arid5a). NCBI's taxonomy places the organism in Eukaryota, Metazoa, Chordata, Mammalia, Rodentia, Cricetidae. The record is from RefSeq and is a predicted model, not a curated record. Gene Ontology annotation, biological process: regulation of transcription by RNA polymerase II. Gene Ontology annotation, cellular component: nucleus. Gene Ontology annotation, molecular function: transcription cis-regulatory region binding.